CCCGCCCCUCUGUGCCAUCUUGUGUUUAGAACAAAAACGGCGGCGGAGCCAGGCCGAACCGGGACGGGACAUAGUCUUCUCCGACUCAAUGCAGAUAUCUUGGAGGGUUCCUACGUCAGUGUUCGGCGGCGAAGCCCACUGUAGACCCGUCGGCCACACCCCGAGGAACCGUUAGCCUCCAGGCUAACAGAGCUAAGCCGAAGGGAUAGCCGAUGCUAGUGGCCGUGUAUCGGAACCAGCCGGCGGGUCUCAAGGAUCCCGUCCUGUGCAACGCAACCGCCUAAACUCUGGUGUCUACUCAAACAAUCGUUCGACAAAAUGGAGCGGGCGUCGUAUUGAGUAUCCGCUGCGAAAUGUGGAGUGAAGCCCGCUAGGUCGCCAGUUAACCCUCCUGUUCUGUUCCAUAGCGGAACCACAACCAGCCGCGGCCCUGGCCAUGCCGGCGAGUGCUCGUGCGGGCAAUCUCAAGGACCCGGAUCUGGCAGAUCUCUUCUGCAAGGAUGAUCCAGAGAAGCUGUUCGCUGACCUCCGGGAAAUUGGACAUGGCAGCUUUGGCGCCGUGUACUUUGCCCGGGACGUCCGCAACAACGAGGUGGUGGCCAUUAAGAAGAUGUCGUACAGCGGCAAACAGACCAAUGAGAAAUGGCAGGACAUUAUCAAGGAGGUGAAGUUCCUGCAGAAGCUGCGUCACCCAAACACCAUCGAGUACCGUGGCUGCUACCUGAGGGAGCACACAGCAUGGCUGGUGAUGGAGUACUGCCUGGGCUCAGCCUCUGACCUGCUGGAGGUUCACAAGAAGCCACUACAGGAAGUGGAGAUUGCUGCUAUAACCCAUGGAGCGCUGCAGGGGCUGGCCUACCUGCACUCCCACAACAUGAUCCACAGGGACGUGAAGGCUGGGAACAUCCUGCUGACAGAACCAGGUCAGGUCAAACUGGGCGACUUUGGUUCCGCCUCCAUUGUGGCCCCAGCCAACUCGUUUGUCGGGACGCCGUACUGGAUGGCACCGGAGGUGAUUCUGGCCAUGGACGAGGGUCAGUACGAUGGGAAAGUGGACGUCUGGUCACUGGGGAUCACCACAAUAGAACUUGCUGAGAGGAAACCCCCGCUCUUCAACAUGAACGCGAUGAGUGCCUUAUAUCACAUCGCACAGAACGAGAGUCCGGUUUUGCAGUCCAACCACUGGUCCGAUUCUUUCCGUAACUUCGUGGACUCGUGUCUCCAGAAGAUCCCUCAGGACCGGCCCACCUCAGACGUGCUGCUCAAUCAUCGCUUCCUGUGCCGAGAGCGUCCCCUGACCGCCGUCAUGGACCUGAUCGCCAGAACUAAAGAUGCUGUCCGUGAACUGGACAACCUGCAGUAUCGCAAGAUGAAGAAGAUUCUGUUCCAGGAGACACAGCAGAACGGCCCUGUGUCUGAGGGGGGGGAGGAGGAAGAGGAGGUGGAGGCUUACCUGCUGCGCAGCGGCACGGUCAACAGUCUGGAGUCGUCCCAGUCCGUCCCCUCCAUGUCCAUAUCCGCCAGCUCCCAGAGCAGCUCAGUCAACAGUCUGGCUGACGCCUCAGAUGACAGCAGCGAGAUGAUGAUGCUGCAGGAGGGAGAGACCACGGUCACCUCCAACAGCUCCAUCAUACACAGACCCUCGGGUCCAGACAACAUCUACGAUGACCCCUACCAGCCGGAGAUGGAACCACCUCAGGCGCCAUCGGCCGGGCGCCGUCGAGCGUACUACCGCAACAGAGACCACUUUGCAACCAUUCGGACAGCCUCACUGGUGACCCGGCAGAUCCAGGAGCACGAGCAGGGCUCUGCCCUGCGGGAGCAGAUGUCGGGCUACAAGCGGAUGCGACGGCAGCACCAGAAGCAGCUUAUGGGUUUGGAGAACAAGCUGAAGGCCGAGAUGGACGAGCACCAGCUGAAACUGGACAAGGAGCUGGAGAACCAGAGGACCAGCUUCUCCACUGAGUCUGACAAGCUGGUGAAGAAGCACCAAGCCAUACUGGACAAGGAGACGAAAGCUGCUCUGGCUGAGGAGAAGAAGUUCCAGCAGCACAUCCUCGGUCAGCAGAAGAAGGAGCUCACCAGCUUGCUGGACUCCCAAAAGAGACAGUACCGGCAGCGCAAGGAGCAGCUGAAAGAGGAGCUGAAUGAGAACCAGUCCACCCCGAAGAGGGAGAAGCAGGAGUGGCUGGUGCGGCAGAAGGAGUGCCUGCAGCAGAUGCAGGCGGAGGAGGAGGCGGGGCUGCUGCGGCGCCAGAGGCAGUAUUACGAGCUGCAGUGUCGCCAGUACAAGAGGAAGAUGCUGCUGGCGCGACAUAACCUGGAGCAGGACCUGCUGCGAGAGGACCUGAACAAGAAGCAGACUCAGAAGGACCUGGAGUGUGCCAUGCUGCUGCGACACCACGAGUCCACCCAGGAGCUGGAGUUCCGUCAGCUGGGCUCGGUGCAGAGGACCCGGGCUGAGCUGAUACGGACCCAGCACCAGACCGAGCUCACUAACCAGAUGGAGUAUAACAAGCGGCGCGAGCAGGAGCUGCGGCAGAAGCACACCGUGGAGGUCCGGCAGCAGCCCAAGAGCCUGAAGACCAAAGAGCUGCAGAUCAAGCGUCAGUUCCAGGAGACCUGCAAGAUCCAGACCCGGCAGUACAAGGCCCUGAGGAACCAUCUCCUGGAGAACACGCCCAAGUGUGACCACAAGGUGGUGCUGAAGCGGCUGAAGGAAGAGCAGACGCGUAAGCUGGCCAUCCUGGCCGAGCAGUAUGACCACUCUGUCAACGACAUGCUGUCCACGCAGGCUGUGAGUAAGCUGCGUCUGGAUGAGACCCAGGAGGCAGAGUACCAGGUGCUGCACAUGCAGCUGCAGCAGGAGCUGGAGCUGCUCAACGCCUACCAGAGCAAGAUCAAGAUCCACACGGAUGGUCAGCACGAGCGCGAGGUCAAGGAGCUGGAGCAGCGCGUGUCCAUCCGCCGAGCCCUGCUGGAGCAACGGAUCGAGGAGGAGAUGCUGUCCCUGCAGAACGAGCGGUCGGAUCGGAUCCGGACUCUGCUGGAGCGCCAGGCGCACGAGAUCGAGGCCUUUGACUCGGAAAGCAUGCGCCUAGGUUUCAGUAACAUGGCGCUGAGCGGGAUCCCCGCCGAGGCCUACAACCAAGGCUACCCCACGCCCAGCCCCUCCUCCGGCUCCAGCGGCUGGCCAUCACGACCCGUCCCGCGCUCAGGGGGCCACUGGAGCCACAGCGUCCAGAACUCUGUGGCCACGCCGUCCUGGCGCAGUCAGAACCACGGAGGGAGCUUCAGCCGAGCCGAGUCCGUCACCUCAUCGCACGGCUUCGGACGAGAUGGAGAUUCUGGUAAAAGUGGCCGAAGUCACCUGCCCCCCUCCCACCAGCAGCACUACCUCCCCCAGCAUUACCAGCACCAUCAGAGCACGCCUCACCUCUACCGCGAGGAGCGCGAGACCCGCGACCACACCCGGGAGUGGGCAGGCGGCGUCGGCCAUUACUCACACCACUCGCAGGGCCACCACCACCUAUCGUCUCACGGCUCCUCGCAGUCUCUGGCCAUGCUGCCCCCUCCACCGCCGCCGCCUCCCCUCUCACGCACCUCGUCCCCCCCGUCCUCCGCCUCAUCUUCCUCGUCCUCUCAGGGCGGCUACGGGGGCGUGCCACUAGGGGUCAGAGGCGGUGGCAUGAUGGCGCUCAGGAACAGCCCGCAGCCGCUGCGCAGGACGGCUUCGGGAGGUCCGGGGGGCCCCGGGAGUGACGGUGGGCUGAGUCGCAGCACGUCUGUGACCUCCCACAUUUCCAACGGCUCCCACCUGUCGUACUCCUGAACACUGCUGUGUUGCCGCCCUGGAUUUUUGAUUUCCUGUUUUUGUUCUUUUAUCAAAUUUAUCAGUUUAUUUUCAACCUUUAAGAGCCACAUGAGGAGGUUUCUCAGAAUCGUUUUUUCAUUUCAAGCCACCCGGGUGGGCGCCUGCACGGCUAUGUUUUUAACGGCACCUGAACCAUGACCUUAAUGAUGUACAUACAAAGAAUUGUGGUUUUUGGAUCAGGGCUCAACUACCGCCAUCAUGACCUCUGACCUCUGGGAAUCUUCCAAGCUCAUGACUCUCAUGUUCCUUAACUUUAGCUUUUUGUUCUGGUCUGGUCACAUGUCCAGUGAAAUGGAGAUUUGUGAAAGGAGCUGUUUCCAAAAAUGGAAUUCCAAAAACUUUUAGUAAAAAAGCUCAUGUUUGCGAUGUGUACAAAAGAAACAACAAAAGUUAGUGGUUGUUGUUGCCACAGCAACUGCUGUGGGGACGCCGAAAAUGUACAUAGAAGCGCUAACGCUAAUUAGCUGUUUUAGACAUGUUAUUCUGAAGACUACUGCAGCUGCAAUAUUUAUGGUUUUUAUUGUUGACGCCAAUUUUUUACCACUAGGUGGCGAUAAGGAAGGCAACGUUACUGUGAUAAAGCUAUAAAGUAUUUUAAGAAUUUUAUUUCCCAGAGUUUGUGGCUGGGGUUGAUGUUUAUAUUGCAGCCAGUAUUAUUUCCACUUCCCGUGCCAAUAACAUCCCCCAUCCCUCCCCUUUUAAUUUUAUUUUCUAAAGUCUGAAUGAGUCGAAACAUCCGCACAGCGGGUCGUGACCUCUUUCCUCUGUCGUCAUGGCUACCUCAUUUGCACUAAAAGUGAAAGAAUGUUCUGGUGAACGAGUGAAAUCACUUUUAUAAUUUUGUUUUUUUUUUCCAUGUGGUUUUCCUGCGUGUGGGAGGAAGUCAUGUGGGUUUCCCAUCUGUAGGGGGCGCUCAUGUUCCCGCCUGGUUGCAUUUCUGUUGCCAAUUUGAGUUUUGUGUUUGAGUGCGUCACAUUCCUCAGACAGUCGCAGGAUAUAAUGUUGCACAAACUUUUGGAUAUGGUCCGCACGGCAAGGACUCGGAGCAUUGAGGCACGACGGGAGCCGAACUGACACCCACCGGCCACUUUUGUUGUGGAGUCAACAUCAGAAAGUUGUCCUGAUCUUUUUGGGUCAUUCAGUUUCUGAGAGAUAAACUUGUGGCAUCAGCAGUGGAUGAUGUCAGAGGAGGGCGCAGUUGAGUCGAGUCGGGUGCAACCCAGACGUUCAGGUUCAAAGCAAGAUGAAAAAAAUGUACAGAAAUAAUUUUGGAGAAAUUAAAGAAGAAAA
Molecule: messenger RNA, 5164 nt
Organism: Synchiropus splendidus (mandarinfish)
Lineage: Eukaryota; Metazoa; Chordata; Actinopteri; Syngnathiformes; Callionymidae
Gene: taok2a
Product: TAO kinase 2a
Exons: 20
Coding region: 437-3832 (1131 amino acids)
Biological process (GO): protein phosphorylation
Molecular function (GO): protein kinase activity; ATP binding
Source: RefSeq, a predicted model, not a curated record